Molecule: messenger RNA, 846 nt
Organism: Durusdinium trenchii
Lineage: Eukaryota; Dinophyceae; Suessiales; Symbiodiniaceae
Source: the annotation of a GenBank genome assembly
AUGGGGUGCGCCAGAGGCGCGCGAUGCUGGGGGGGGUCCGCACAGGAGCGAGCGCAGAUGGGGGAUGUUGGCUUCCGUCAGCCAGUUUGGGAGGACACUGAUGCCAUCAAGAAGCUGAAGCAGGAUGAGAUUGAGUUGACUCGGAAGAUCUUCGCGCGCGUGGACCCCCGCAGCGAUGCGGUCUCCAACCUGCAGGGGGCGGCAGCGCGGCAUAACAUUGAUCCCUACUGGAGCCCCUUCCAUCAAGUGGAAGACCUGAAACAACAGGUCACCGCGGAGUUCGAUGAAUACCAGCGCAUCGUCGGGGCGGCCGAAGCCAAGCGGACGCGGAUCCAGAUUAAGCGGAGCCUUGCAAGGAUGUCUCGAGGAGUCUAUAAUCCCUACAGCUCCUCCUUCCGGAUCCACCAGCGGCAAGAGGUACCUGAUCAACCCCCGAAGCCCUUUCGGCUUCCGGACAAGUUCUGGGAACCGAGCCCAUUGCAGGUGCAGCUGGCGAACGAACGGAUCACCUUUCGGGACCUGGACAUCAUCCAACACUUCUUGGCCGACAACGGGUACAUCCUGCCUCGGCGGACCACCAUGCUGUCCCGCCGAAAGCAGAAGGAGUUGGUGAAGGCGGUCAUCUCGGCGCAGCACAUGUGCUUGCUGCCUUUCCGGAUGAAGCCGAAGGACUACCAGGUGAUGCCUUUGAUGGAUCCCUUGCAGUGGAUGGCCGACCGCCUCACCGACCGCGUGCGGGAGGACAAAGACCGGCGCAGUGCAGCCAUGCUGCAGGUGAUGUGUCUUGGCGCAUGGCGCAGAGACGCGCUGCGCAGAGACAGGGGACCAGUCCUCCACCCCGCAUGA